GUUAUAAGAUUUCUAAGAUUGUUUCAGCUGUUAAGUUUAAAUUGGGUUUUUUUCUGAUGCAUUAUUUUGGGACGUGCGAACGAAAUUUGGUUGUUGAGUGUUUUCGUAAUACAGGGUCUAUCAUUAAAGUGAUGUCUUGGCCUAUGACGUUUCAUACCGUGUUUCACAGAAAAAUAGUAGAAACAUCCUUUGUUAUAUAA
Protopolystoma xenopodis is the source of this 200-nucleotide messenger RNA. The record is from the annotation of a GenBank genome assembly. Lineage: Eukaryota; Metazoa; Platyhelminthes; Monogenea; Polystomatidea; Polystomatidae.